This is a messenger RNA of Folsomia candida, 1540 nucleotides long. RefSeq names its product EF-hand calcium-binding domain-containing protein 1. Bases 502 to 1317 code for a protein of 271 amino acids. Gene Ontology annotation, molecular function: calcium ion binding. Lineage: Eukaryota; Metazoa; Arthropoda; Collembola; Entomobryomorpha; Isotomidae. The record is from RefSeq and is a predicted model, not a curated record. The transcript is spliced from 4 exons.
GAAAGUGAAGUUGAAAAUUGGCCUCAUCAAAUUUUUAACCGAUCAAUUCAAUAUUCAGUAUUUUACAAAAAUGCAACGUAUGUAAUACAAUACUGCAGCAGGUCACAUUUUUUUUAGAAAAUUGCACAUAGCAUUUGAUUUUCCAACAUUGGCAUAAAAUUUCUCUACUAUGUUUUACCCAACGAUCACGCUUGCAAAAUUUCAAAGCAAUAAGUGGCAAUUAUCGCUAUUUCAGGCAGAUGGACAGACAGACACCAAGGCAAUUCUACAACGUCAUCUAAAAAGGCUAAAAAUUUUCUAAAAUAUUUAGCUGUAACUAAGGCCAAAUCAUCGUCCAGACCUCUCCAAUAAACGCCGGCCCCGAAAACCUCUCUGCGAAUUCGAAUGAAGCUGUUUGUUGCAGGAGUGUGAAUAGAAAGAUUUUGAUUUUUUGUACGCCUUCUCCGGGGGUUCGAUUGUUUGUAUACACGUUCACAAGACGAGUCUAGAUUUGCCAUAAAAAUGAAGAAAUCCGGAGCAGGCGUUGGGCGUUUAGCUAAGCAACAUAGGCUGCAAGCGUCUGCUGAGCGAUUGUCCAAGGAAAGCCGCUUCAACCACGAAGAGUGCAAAGUGCUGCUGUACAUUUUUGACAAGAUCACGGCCUUCGGCGACUUGGAUAGGCUUCGAAUGAGGGAAAUUCUCCACACGACGUUCCAAAUCACGGACGAUGUCAUGCUCGACCUCGUCUACAAAGCAUUUGACAGGGACAACGACGGCGUGGUCUCGGACGCUGAAUGGGUCCGAGGUCUCUCGACCAUGAUUCGUGGGGACAUUGACCAACUCACGGAGCACUGCUACUUUGUGUACGACAUGAAUGGGGACGGGUCGCUGGCUCGCGAGGAGUUGACCCAUUGUCUCAAAGGAUGCAUUCUAGCUGGCUACGGUUUGGACCAGGAAGAAGUCGAAGAUUGCGAGCGUGACAUUGUCGAGAUUUGCAUGAAAAAACUGGACAUGGAUCGAGACGGUCAGAUCACAUUUCCCGACUUCCAAAACGCCGUGAUGGAGGAUCCCUUGAUGCUGCAGGCGAUUGGUCCCUGUUUGCCGGGGGCCAACGCGAUUGCGAGCUUCCUCUCCCUGAUCACGGACAAGUUCCGGCGUUACACGGAAACCUAUGGUCGCCGGUGGGUCCGGAAGAAGAAGCAGAGCAUGGCGUCGGCGAGGAGAAGUCUCCGCAACAUCCAGGCUGCUGUCAGCGUCAUGAACGCAAACGCGAAAAAUGAACAAAUGUCGCUCGCAACGGUUGCAAUUAUGAAGUCGCGAAUGUCAGUCAAAUAUUAAACAUCAAACGCUGUUAAUGUCGCAUGCAAGUCGAAAUAAACACCCGCACUGCUUAUUAAUUGAUUAUGCAUUGUUGAAUCUACAACCUACUCGGCAAUUCCAGUCUUACUCGAACAAUAAGAAGUAUGUAUUAGGCAUAGUUAAAAUAGCAUAAAUACAAAGUCUGAACUUGUAUUAUGAACAGGGUUUUAAAAGCAGGAAUACUGUGAGGUCUGGUGCUAAA